Molecule: messenger RNA, 888 nt
Organism: Syzygium oleosum
Lineage: Eukaryota; Viridiplantae; Streptophyta; Magnoliopsida; Myrtales; Myrtaceae
Exons: 2
Coding region: 1-888 (295 amino acids)
Source: RefSeq, a predicted model, not a curated record
AUGAACACUUUGUGGGAAAUUGGGCAUAUUAUGGGAUUGCAGGCUCAGGAAAGGGCCGCAACUUAUGCUCAGGCAGUUGAGGCCGCCCCGAAUGCUGGUGAUGGAGGAAAUCAGGCCAAUCCAGGGCAGGCUCAACCAACAGGGAUUAGGCAGAUGCCUCAUUUAGUGGAGCAAUUUAUAAAGCUGAAGCCGCCUAAAUUUCAUGGUCGCGGUGACCCCGAGACUGCGCCAAGAUGGGUGGAAGAAUUGGAGAAAACCUUCAAGGUUUUGGAGUGCACCGAUGAGGAAAAGGUAACCUUGGCGGUUUAUCAACUGCAGGACGGUGCAAAUGAUUGGUGGAAUGCCACGGAGGGCAGAGUGUUUCCUGAAGGAAUGGCCCCGACUUGGGCGGGCCAGAUGACUGUCGAUCAAUAUGAAGCCGAAUUUGCAAGACUGGCAAAGUUUGCACCGACCAUGGUAGAAAAUCUGCGGGAUAGAGCUCGGAGAUUCCGGGAUGGACUGAAUCCGGAUCUUCGGAGCUUGGUUUUGUCUCACGAUAUCAAGGAUUAUGGGGAAAUGCAUAGGCGGGCUCAGAUUAUGGAGCGGGAUCAGCAGGAAAGGGCAGCCGCUUCGAGAUCGCGGUUUGCCCAAAACAGAGAUAAUCGCCGUUUGGGAAAGAGACCUAUGACUGGGAAUAGGCGGUUUGUCCCACCGGCCAGGCGGAAUCUUGGGAAACCGAGCCCCCAACUGAGUAGAUAUGGGGCAUGUUUUAAGUGCGGGAGUAUGGAGCAUCAGAUUCGCAGUUGCUCGCAGUUGCAGCCCUCAGGACCACCCAGAUUACCGCCAUCGCGCAUUGGAAAUCAAGCCAGACUUCCCUCACCGGCUAAUCAAGGGCGACCGCCAGCUUAA